This is a messenger RNA of Aplysia californica (California sea hare), 9392 nucleotides long. RefSeq names its product dedicator of cytokinesis protein 1. Gene Ontology annotation, cellular component: plasma membrane; cytoplasm. Gene Ontology annotation, molecular function: guanyl-nucleotide exchange factor activity; small GTPase binding. Lineage: Eukaryota; Metazoa; Mollusca; Gastropoda; Aplysiida; Aplysiidae. The record is from RefSeq and is a predicted model, not a curated record. Gene Ontology annotation, biological process: cell migration; small GTPase-mediated signal transduction.
UGACUGUUAUGGCUGCCUGCUUGAAACACAAUCAGCGAUCAGGGAAGUAACUAUGAUCGCGGAAGUGAAGUGUUCUGCUACACUGAAUCGUUAGAGGCAGAUAACAAUGAAGAUUUGGAGAAAAACUGAUAGUCGUACUAAACUUGGAGUUGCCAUCUACAACUUCAGUGAGAAUGGCGAGCACCGCCUUCAGCUUGAUAUUGGGGACACAGUGCAUAUCUUGGAAGAAGCAGAUGAUUGGUUUCGGGGUUAUGCAACCAAGAACAAAUCUAAAAAGGGCAUAUUUCCUCGAAACUACAUUAAUCUGAAGGAAGCGACAGUCCAUGUCAGCGGGUCUCAUGAAACCAUCAAGAGUAAAGAACAUCCUCUGGUCAUAGAAUUGUCAAAUGUUGUCAGAGAAUGGCAUGCAAUAUGGAAACAGAUGUUUGUGGAAAACAACCACCAGCUAGAGAAUGUUCAGAAGAUGAUUGGAGAGCUCAUAGAAUGGAGAAAGAAGAUAUUGGCUCGGAUCUUCACAGUGGAUGAGAUGAAGGGUGUUCAACAGAAAGUAACCUCCCUCAUAGAUCAAGGCAAUGCACUGUUAAAGCUUGACUUGGUGGUGAGAGAUGAGCGAGGCAAUGUUCUCAACCCAGAGCAAACAAGUGUUAUGGAAAUAUACAGAAGUCAUAUUGAUGCAGCUGAAAGGAUCCACAAGGAAACACACAAACGAGACAGUGAUAUAGAAGCUCGCCCCAAUUGGCCAUCGUCAUUCAAUCUGUAUGUGAUGCUUAGGAACUUUGUCUGCAAGAUUGGGGAAGAUUCAGACAUCAUGAUGAAUCUGUUUGAUGCUAAAGAAGAACGGUUCAUCAGUGAAAAUUACCUGGUACAAUGGACCAAAAAUGGAAUGCCAAAAGAGAUUGAAAUGUUGAACAAUUUCCGUGUUGUGUUCACGGACCUUGGUUCCAAAGACAGGCUACGAGAUAAAGUGUUCCUUGUUCUUCAGAUCAUAAGAAUAGGUGUCAUGGACCCGAAAUAUGCUGACAGCAAAAAGCAGACACAGGGUAUUCGCCGCCCAUUUGGUGUGGCAGCUAUGGACAUCAGUGAUAUCAUGCAGGGGACAAAGUCCAGCUCAGAGGAUAACCAGUUCUUUAUACCAUUUCUGCAAUGUGGUGAAAAAGAGUUUAUGUACAGUGUGAUUAAAAAGGCCAUCUCUGCACGAGAGAUCAACCAUCGGGGACAGGGGAUAUGGGUGUCCCUGAAAAUUCUUCCUGGUGACAUGAAACAGGCACGUGAAGGUUACCCUCAUCUAGUCUUGCCUGGUACAGCUAUGGCCAGGAAAAUGGGCUUCCCAGAUGUUAUCAUGCCAGGCAUUGAGGAUGGUGAUGUUCGAAAUGACAUCUAUCUGACUCUCAUGAAUGGAGAGUUCACAAAGGGGCCAACAAAGACGACAGACAAAAAUGUUGAAGUCUGCAUGUGUGUCUGUAAUGGCAAAGGCGAAGUACUACAGAAUGUAAUCAGCCAAGGAUGCAGUGAUCCUUUGGGUCCUGAGUACAAGUCCAUUGUUUACUAUCAUGAGGACAAACCCAAGUGGUUCGAGACCGUCAAGGUUGCAAUCUCCACAGAGGUUGAGUUUAGAGGGCUCCAUCUAAAAUUCUUAUUCCGUCACAAGUCAUCACAGGAAGCCAAAGAUCGUGGAGAGAAACCGUAUGCUAUGUCAUUCAUUCGGCUGCUUAAUGAAAAUGGCACGACUCUUGAGGAUCAGGUUCAUGAGCUACUGGUUUAUAAGAUUGAAAACCGUCGCCAUGACGAUGUGAAUGCAUACUUCAAGCUGCCAUGCACUAAACAAGAGCUGGAGGCUCAGGGGAGCCAGUCCAACAACAAACAUGCUGGGAGCUUCACUCUGAGUCACAAGGACUCCUUCCUGCUGUAUACCUAUGUCUGCUCCACAAAGCUCACGCACAAUGUGGAUCUGUUGGGCUUGUUGAAGUGGCACGAGAAGCUGGGCAACACAAAGGCUCUCAAGACCCAUCUAGAACAUUUGAUGAAGGAGGAAGGAGAAGAAAUUGUCAAGUUUUUACAAGAUCUGCUGGAUUCACUUUUCAACAUCUUGAUGCAGAAUACAAACAGUGAGCUCUGUGACAACCUGGUCUUUGAUGCAUUGGUAUAUAUCAUAGUGUUGAUCUCAGAGCGCAAAUAUUCUCAGUUCCGACCGGUGCUUGAUGCCUACAUUGACUCUGCUUUCAGCUUUGCCAUGGCAUACAACAAACUGAUGGUUAUCCUCAAGGACUAUGUGGACAAAGCCAAUGAGAAGACACCCCAGAGUGAAAACUCUCUGCUCCCUGCUGUCAAAUCCCUGGAGUACAUCUUCAAGUUUAUCAUCAAGUCCAGAUACCUUUUUUCCAUAAUCAACGAUGGCCGGGGCAAGCAGCAGUUUGAGAUAUCCUUGAAGCAGCUCAUCACGGCUAUCAACAACAUGAUGGUCUAUCGUACAGACAACACUCUGCUUGUGCAGGGAGCUGCUCUCAAAUACAUGAGUUCUGUUAUUGGAGACGUCAUAACUGUAUUUGACCCGGUGGAACUGAGUCAACUUCUGGUCCAAUUUGUGGAUAAUGUUCCUCCAGAGCGACUCACGAAGCAGAAAAUGAAGUGCAUUGACUCUAUCAUACAGACAGAUCUCUUCACAUUGCCCCGGUGCCGCUAUGUGCUGCUGCCAGCAUUCCUUCAGCACACUCACAAACUGAUGGAGGCCAAUCAAGAGAUGGAAGAGUGCGUCUCUAUGCUCAGUCACACCAUGGUGCGGCUCUGGAACUGUGAUAGCUCCAGGGAUGUUGACAUUUCCCUCCUGAUGGAGAAAGUUCUGCGGACUGUGAUACAGGCAGUGAUCAAUAUGGACCAGUCCAUGAAGCAAGUGCAAACAAUUAAAAAUCGUAGGCUGGAGCAAUUCUUUGGUCACCAACCUCCGCCCAGCGUUUCUUUUGAAUCGGUCAAUGGCAACUGUGUGGCGGUGAUGGUGAGCAUGCUGCGCCAGAUGACAGACCUUCACUACCGCAACUACAUCCUGAGCUUCCCGACCUCCGUUGACUUGAUGGACUUCCUCAUGGAGAUCCUGUGUGUGUUCCGCGACCUGGUCAACCGCAAGGUCUACCCCACCGACUGGCUGGAGAUGAUCAUGAUACAGAACUGUGUCCUCCUGCGUGCCUUGAGGUUCUUUGCUUCCACUAUUCAUGAACAUUUCUCUGCUCCCUUUGAUCAGCAAGCUCAGCAGUUGUGGAACAAUUUCUUUCACUGUGCCAUUGCUUUCCUGACUCAAGAUGCACUACAGCUGGACAACUUUUCUCAAUCCAAGAGGAACAAGAUCACAUCUAGAUACAAGGAUAUGAGGAGGGAGACAGGGUUUGAAAUUCGGGCCAUGUGGUUCAAACUAGGUGACAACAAGAUCAAGUUCAUCCCUGAGCUGGUAGGGCCCUUCCUGGAGAUGACUCUUAUCCCAGAGACAGAGCUCAGAAAAGCAACAAUUCCAAUCUUCUUUGACAUGAUGCAGCACGAAUUCAUGCAGCCGAUCCCAAACUCUAACAGAGUACAGGGAAACUUCAAUGAGUUUGAAAAUGAGAUGAUCACCCAGCUGGAUGCUCUGAUAGAGGGAGGCCGUGGGGACGAGCAGUACAUGCAACUCUUCUCAGAAAUCAUGGCCCAUCUGUGUGAGGGCAACCCCACCCUGUGUGAGCCAAGCCUGCAGUUUGUAUCAACCAUUCAUGACCUACUAGAGCGACUCAUGGUCUACCGCACCAUCAUACAGGACGAGGUGCGGGAACACCGCAUGAGCUGCAUCGUCAAUCUGCUGGACUUUUAUCACGACAUCAAUAGGCAAGAGAUGUACAUUCGCUACUUGCACAAACUGUGUGACCUUCACCUUGGCUGUGACAAUUACACAGAGGCUGGUUACACGCUUCUUCUCUAUGCCAAACUCCUCCAGUGGAAUAAUGAGGCCUUGGCUCCUAUGCUGUACUACAACAAAUACCCUACUGCCAGCACCCACAGAGAGCUCAAAGAAAAACUGUACUAUGAUAUCAUCUCACAUUUUGAGGCUGGCAAGAUGUGGGAGAAAGGCAUUGAGCUAUGUGAAGAGCUGUGCCAGUUGUACAGAGAGGAGCUCUUUGACUACGAGAGCCUGAGCAAAAUCUUGAAGCGACAAGCUGAACUGUACGACUGUAUCCUGAAGCAAGUCCGCCCGGAGCCUGAGUACUUCCGUGUGGGGUACUUUGGGCAGGGGUUCCCUUCUUUCCUGCAGAACAAAGUGUUCAUCUACCGAGGGAAAGAGUACGAGAGACUAGCAGACUUUAACACCAGGAUGCAGACGCUGUUCCCUCAUGCUGAGUUGAUGCGUACGCUGGAUCCCCCAUCAGAUGAAGUCUUGAAUUCACGAAGGCAAUUCCUGCAGAUCAAUGCAGUCACACCUGUGAUGGAGUUGAAAGAGAGGUUCUUGAACCGGAACAUCAAUGAACAAAUCCUCAAGUAUUAUCGGGUCAAUGGAGUAGAGCAGUUCACGUUUUCCAGGAGAUCCGAAGAAAGCUCCAGUGAUGUUACGAAAAUGUGGCUGGAGAGGACCAACAUGAAGACUUCUUACUCCCUUCCUGGCAUAGUGGGCUGGUACCCAGUGAUGGAAGUGGAGUCGGUGUCUGUGAGUCCUAUUGAGAACGCCAUUGAGACAAUGGAGGAGAAGAACAAGAAGCUGGUGACAACCAUUGAGCAGCACAGACAAGAUGCUCGUCUACGAGUCGACCUGCUGGGCAUGCAGCUCAAUGGAGUGGUGGACCCAGCUGUCAGUGGAGGCAUUGCCAACUACAAGGAUUUCUACAUUGGAGAUUUUGAUCCUAUCCUCCAAGAGAGAUUAAAAGAGGCCACAAUUGAGCAGCCGGAGAAAGUAUCAGACGCUCAGAGCCCCCUCUCCCGCAGCCUCCACCUCCAGGAACCCGACGAGUCGGUCGCAGUCAGUGUUUGUCAAGGACAAGUCGUCAUCGAGCAGUGCCGGUAGCAAGGUCAGCAUCCAGUCCAAGGUCAGCCUCUCGCUGAAGAAGCGCGUCUCACAAGUCACUGAGCAGUUUGCUGAUGUGUCACUGCGUAACUCUAUCGACUCACCACCCAUUGAGCUUAGUGAACAGUUGACCCCUAAACGACCCCCACGGCCAGACACGGAGCGCAGACCCAGCAGACCACCAAGUGUUCAAAUGAAGCUGGAGAACAUGCGGGAUAAAUCUGGGAGUGUGAACAGCCUUACCUCAUCGCGGUCUGGUGGAACGUUUACCUCACGUCUCUCUGAUGCCAGCGACACUGACUUUGCUGGCGGUGAACCUCCUCCCUUGCCAGAUAAACAGUCACACGCAGAGGGAGACAUCAUGCGACCUGACAGGGAAGCCGGUCGGCGAGCGUCUUCUGUCAGCCAAGCUGGCAACAGGCAGAAGCCCCCGCCCCCUCCCCCACCAACACUGGAUGAGGAUGACAUACCUCCUGCCCUUCCUCCCAAACCUUCGCACUGAUGUCGAGAGGCAUCCUCACCAUGCUCACCGGAAUGUUCUCUCACCCUUUGAGAUGAUCCCAUGCAAGACACGCUCACACCUCCAUGCUUUGCUCUGUAUAGCCAUGCUGUCCAAUAGAGAAAGACUGUGGCCCCUCCACUCAGGUCUCUAGAGUCUUAGAGAACUCACGGGGGAUGGUUGCCACACAAGAAUGGAAAGGCUGUUUGUUGACGUCGUCGCGCACACAUUUGUUGCCUGGUGCGAUGAUGCAUCACCACCACCACCACCCCUCUGAUUCUGCCCAUUAAAGCACCUGGCACUGUGGUGUAGACUCUCUCAGGAUUGCAUGCCUCUCAUCCACGACUUGCAUUACCAACAAAAUGUGCAAAUGGGAGAUGAAUUCAUCCUAUAUAUACUCAAUGUAUGCGUACGGAUCUUUCAUAUGUGUAUGUGCACCCACAUAUUUAUAGACAUGAUAGCAAGAUCAAUGUUCCAUGUGUAUGUCAGUCUGUUUGCAUGUUCAAAUGUUUUACCAUUUCCCUCCUUUUGCCAUGUAAAUGUUAUUUUUAAGGGAAGUGGCUUUCAUUUCACUCUUUUGCAAGUUGUAGAUUUCACUAGUCAAUUUUUUUCAUUACUUUUACUUCACUGAAUGCAGAGCUGCUGUUUUGCUUUUCUUUUCUUUUUGGCACUCAAAGGACUUUUAGAGGUGUUUUCUUGUUCUGAAUUCCCAGACACGCAGUAGAAAGGUAGAAAUGGUAUGUUCUUGGCUAAUUGGACAUAACCCACUUGAACAGUGUUUUGACUUCAUAUUUCGCAAACUAGUAACAAUUCUCACAAUGUUUUGCACCAGUUCUCUCGAUCUUCACUUCCAUACAACAGUUACGUCCUGUUUUGAACGUACUUUUAUGCUUUAUCCCAAAAAAGAUUUAGGGGUUCCCGCACGUGGAGCAAGACAAGUGUUCUGUUUCUCGGAGAGAGUGGCCCAGGUUGAUGUGUGUGUGUGGGAUCUGUCCACAGGUAGAGGGAGAUCCCCAGGCAUGUGUGCCCGAGUCGGCUCAACAGAGUUAAGGUCACUUUGUCCACAUAGAUUUGAAGAGACUUUUGGAGAAGACUGUAGCGAGGGGCGAUGACAUCGUUCUGGUCUUCUGUCAAGCUCUCCCACAUUCAAUGUUCCUACAGAGAAGUGUUUUAUUUUUUUGUGGUUAUGUUAAUCUUUUGAAUAUGGCUGUGUUGAACAUUUUGGUUCCUGCUCUGUAUUCCUGGUACUGGAUGCACCGGUGACCCAAGCAGCCAACAGGGAGUAAAGUGUUAGAAUGAUGCUAGUACGCACUUUGCAUGUUUAUAAAAUGUCUUGAAAGAGUAUUGGUCAUAUAUAUAGACUGGACUGUGCUGUUGUUUCUGAGUUAAGACCCUCGUAGCAGAUAGAGAACUGAUCAAGCUGUACAAGACCCACUGAGAGGUACUCAGGAAAAGAUGGCUAUGGAUGAAUCUCUGUAUUUACUUCUAUGCACUCAAGAAGUUUGUUUUACACUGUCAUCAUAAAGACUCUCAGAGGGUUAGGAGAGGGUAGGUCCCCUUUUCUUUCAGGUUUUCUUUAGCAUGUCUGUUUUGUUCCCUUCUCCAAGCUUUAAGCCACAAUCUUUUUAUGUGUUCAGUCUUUUGUAGACCUCCCGUAGUGAAAAGAGCUUCCCGUCUGCUUCCUGUUCUUUGAUGAUGGACAGGAAUUCAUUAUGGAAAUGUCCAUGUUUCUGAUGGAAUUCACCGUUUGAUCAGUUAAGAAAUAAGUAUCUGGAAGUCUUGUCAGAUAGUUGUUAUUGGAAGAACUGUUUAUUUGUUAAGUGAAAUUCUUAUCUGGAUGUUCAUUGUAUUAUUUUAAUGUAUGUUUAAACUUGAAGUGUUUCUGUUUGGUGUUUGUUGGUUGAUGUGAAGCUAUGUCUCUUCUGUAUGAUCAUUCAAAUGACUAUGUCAGCAAAGGCAGCUGUUAUCUUGCACACUUCAGAGCACAAAGGGGCCUUCAAGUCUUCAAGUUUCAUAAUAUAUGACAAACUCAUACAUUGUCAUUUCACCAAGUGCUGCUUCCAAAUCAUUGUCUUCACCUUCAUUUCAGUCCAAAGGCUCAGAGCACUGGAAUAUGCUGUUAUGAAUCCAUGAGAAUUUUUUAUUCCUAUUUUGUAAGAAUAUUAUCAACCGCUAAAAGAUACCAAAGCGGGACUGUUAAAUGUUCCACCCACGAAGGGUAACAAUCUGCUGCUUGUGGCGCCAUUUUUUUCUGAUUGUGGUGUUUAGUCUGGAGUCUAGUAAUGUUACAACUUUUGAACAAGAAGGAGGAGUCUGAUGCAUAAUGAGCAUGCCAUCUUUGUGAUGUUUGCUUGUUGACAUUCUUUGACUUGUUUCUAUUCCUUCAUCUCUCACCAUAUACCAAUGCUGUCAUUAUUACUCGUUUUCAAACGCAUGUUGUGCAUGAUUGCUGGUGCUAAUUUAUACAUCUUGUUACAAUUCCAAAAGUCAUAUAUGCAUUUUGUGUGGUUUCUUGUUGCUAGGUGUUUGGAACUUUCUUCUUUUAAGUGCCACAGAUAAAGACAAUAGUAUGAACCAAUGCAACCAUGAAAGAUGAGCCGAGUUUAUGGUGAAGAUUUUCAGUGUGUUACUCUUAUGUGUUUGCGCCUUUAUGGCUUUUUAUAUUGUUCUCUGUUUAUAUUUCACAUUGAGGUAUGAUGAACGUUUAGGAUCAUUGUAUUAUGUCGUGAUGAUUGGAUACUGUUUUCUCUUAUGUGUUUUUUGUCUUUAUUGUUUUAGUUAAGUCUCUUGUUGAGGAAGGUUGGACAUUUACCAUGUAGACUGAGAAUAGAGCGCAAAGCUGAGCUUUUGCAAUUUCUCAAUAUGAAAUUAGUCACACAUGGGUGUGAAAAAUGAGUAUUAGAGUUCAAAUGUUUGUGUGGGAGGAUCUUUGGAAUGUAUAGUGUGUGUUUGUGAGAAGUGAGUAGUCUGGAAUGGAAAAAUAUUCAAUGAGGAAAAGUAAAGAGUAAGACUAGGUGAAUGGCUGUCAUUUCUCUCAACGAUAUAGUCUCAUUCCUCUCUUUGUGCAAGGUAUAAAUGUAUAAUUACUUUUUUUGUUCUGUGUACUCCAUGCUAAUUUUAUUUUUUUUGUCAAUGUAAUUAGUAAGGCAUUUUUCACUUCCAUCAUGUCUCUUUCAUUUAAUCUCAGAAUCAUUUCCUGAUAUUUAAGCCAAAAGCUUUGAACCAAAAUAUAUUAAAAACUUUGAUACACACAAAAUGUUAUAAUUUCCUUUAUUCUGUACCUUUAUUUGGGUCUGAGGCUGGUAUUUUAAUCAAAAUUCACUUCUUCUGGCUUUGCCUCACACAUAAAGUCUUAAAACUUUUUCCUGAUGUGUGAGGGAAAGAUUUGAUACCAAAAAGACGUCAUCCACUCAUUCAUUUGCUUUUUUUAUUUAGCUCUGAGUCUGAGGGGUUAAACAAAGCAUUUGUAAACCUGUCAUUGUCUCAUAACUUGUCAAAAACACUACUUAGCACAAAGGAUGGACUGGCAUCUGUGAUGUAGCUGUUAGGCUCUUUGCUGUCACAUUCAAGAGAUCCAAAUUCGAUUCCCAAGUGGUGAGAAUUUUUAUCGAGUAUCUCGAUCUUUCUACUGCGAUGUUGUAUCCUCAGCCCAGGUUGACAGGCAAAGUCGGAACCUGCCUCCUGAGUGAUUGAAAUUGUGUCAAUUGGGGCUUAUAUUUAAAAAAGAAAAAAACCAGGGCUGGUAUCCUCUGAUGACAGAAAUAUUGAAUUAAUGAACGAUGUCCUCUUGGCUCUGAGUUCUGUAUCGGAAACGUUUGUCUUAUUGGUACUAUUUUGAAUUUAUAUGUUUCAGUAUAAAUAAAUAUGUAAUAUGGGAACCGA